Molecule: messenger RNA, 7084 nt
Organism: Ictalurus punctatus (channel catfish)
Lineage: Eukaryota; Metazoa; Chordata; Actinopteri; Siluriformes; Ictaluridae
Exons: 13
Coding region: 321-3131 (936 amino acids)
Biological process (GO): chloride ion homeostasis; chloride transmembrane transport; cell volume homeostasis
Cellular component (GO): membrane
Molecular function (GO): potassium:chloride symporter activity
Source: RefSeq, a predicted model, not a curated record
CUCAGAGCUGAAAGGUUCGCCGAGAAAAAACAAGAGGAACCGAAAAGAUAAAAAAAAACAACAAGAAGAAAAACACACACAACCCCGGCUAAUUUUAUCUGUCGGGUUUAGAGUGAUAAAGGAAGUUUUUAGGCAGCGGGUGACGGUUGAAAUCGUUGAAACUGGUUUUGUUUCUGUGUCGGGUUGCGCGCGUGCAUCGUUUAAGCAGAAACGUCCUCGCGAGUGAGAAUGGAGUUUAAAUAACCGAGAAAAAGUUCAACACAAACACACUGAGUAGUAAGCGCUCCGUGAGUGUGCUGUGGAAGUGAGACAGCGCUUUCAUGGGUGAACGCACACCGCUGUUGCAUUACCGGCUCGCGGCGAGUGGGCACGAGGACUCCGGUGAGCACCGCACGCGCGAGGAGUCGGCGGAACGCAGGGCGGUGAGACGAAGAUCCGCUCAUGGCCAGCCUCAGAAACUCUCCACCUUCUUCGGGGUGGUUAUUCCCACUCUGCUGUCCAUGUUCAGUGUGGUGGUGUUCUUACGGAUCGGCUUCGUUGUGGGUCAGUGUGGACUGUACCAGGCCGUGGUCAUGUUCUUGGUGGCAUAUUUCAUCAUCAGCAUGACCGUGCUCUCCAUCUGCGCCAUUUCCACCAACGGAGCACUGGAUGCCGGGGGAGCGUACUAUAUGAUCAGUCGAGCUUUAGGGCCGGAGUUUGGUGGCAGUAUUGGGAUCAUGUUUUUCUUGGCCAACGUGUGUGGCAGCGCCCUCUACGUGCUCGGGUUGGUGGAGGCCAUUCUCGCUACCUUUGGACGUCCUGAAGAUGGAUUAGGCCACGCCCCUCAUUAUGCAGUGAUGCCGGUCGGUUAUUGGUGGUCUCUGCUGUACGCCAGCGUCAUCCUGCUGCUGUGUGUGUUGGUGUGUUUGAUCGGCGCUCAUAUCUAUGCCAAGGCCACGUUCCUCAUCUUCAUGGUGGUGAUGGUGGUGCUCUUCACCAUCUUCAUCAGCUUCUUCGCCGUCAGACCUCACAACAUCCCGCUGCCGAGCAUUCUGGGAAACCUGAGCUCCUCCCCCACCACCGCCAACUUCACCAGCUUCAAACUCGACACGCUGCUUGGAAACCUCAAAGCGGAUUACACAGUGGACUACACCACGGGAAUGACGAUGACGUUUGCCACUGUGUUUGCGGUCAUGUUCAAUGGAUGUACUGGAAUUAUGGCAGGAUCCAACAUGUCAGGUGACCUGAGGAAUCCAAGUUACUCCAUCCCUCGUGGAACGAUCACUGCAGUCAUCUUCACUUUCAUCACCUACAACCUGCUCAGCUUACUGGUGGCCUGCACCUGUGACAGAGUUUUGUUACAGAGGGACUACAGUUUCCUGCGUGACAUUAAUCUUUGGCGCCCAUUUGUCACCAUCGGCGUCUACUCAUCCACACUCUCAGCUGCCAUGAGCAACCUGAUUGGUGCCUCCCGCAUUCUGUACGCACUCGCCAGGGAUGAUCUGUUUGGUAAAGUCCUGUCCCCUGCUAGGAAAACCUCAGGCAAUGGGAACCCCUGGGUCUCGGUUCUUAUCUCCUGGUUCCUUGUGCAGCUGGUGUUGUUCUCGGGGAAGCUGAACACCAUAGCGAGCAUCGUCACCAUCUUCUUCCUGCUGGUCUACGCCGCAGUGGAUCUGGCCUGCCUCGCUCUGGAGUGGGCCUCAGCCCCUAACUUCAGGCCCACGUUCCGUUACUUCACGUGGCACACGUGUGUGUUGGGCAUCGUCGGCUGUGGAGUGAUGAUGUUUCUGAUUAACGCCAUCUACACCUCAGCCAGCAUCGCCUUCAUGCUUCUCCUGCUGCUGCUCAUCCACUAUCUGAGUCCGACUAGCAGCUGGGGCUACAUUAGCCAGGCGCUGAUCUUCCACCAGGUGCGUAAAUACCUGCUGAUGCUGGACGUGCGUAAGGAUCACGUGAAGUUCUGGAGACCUCAGGUGCUGCUGAUGGUGGCCAACCCUCGUGCUAAUGUCGGCCUCAUCACCUUCAUUAACGACAUCAAGAAGAGCGGCCUUUACGUCCUCGGACACGUCCAGAUCGGAGACCUGGCCAGUCUUCCCUCCGACCCUCUGCAGUGUCAGUACGACUCGUGGCUCUCCCUGGUGGAUCACCUGAACAUUAAAGCCUUCGUUAACCUGACGCUAGCUGACUCUGUACGACACGGAGUGCAGCACCUGCUCUUCAUCUCUGGACUGGGCGGUAUGAGACCGAACACGUUGGUUCUGGGGUUCUAUGACGACAUUCCUCCUAAGGACCGGCUCCAAGAUCGUUCGUUCCACUCGAGCAGAUCUCUGGAAAACCCCGUGUUUCCUGACGAGCCGGAAGAUCCGGUCUUUCAUUUCCCUCCUCUCCGCGGCAGCAUGGACGGAGCCUGGCAGGGGAAAGUGAUCGGCCCUCAGGAGUACGUCAGCGUGAUCGCGGAUGCCGUGAAGAUGCUGAAGAACGUGGCGUUGGCGAGGUACUUCUGCCAGUUCGACCACACCAGGGCCCGUCAGAACGCCGUCUUCGUGGACGUGUGGCCCGUCAACCUGCUCCGACCCGACAGCUGCUCUUACGUCGACACUUGCUCACUUUUCCUUCUCCAGCUGGCCUGCAUUCUCAACAUGACCAGGGCGUGGCGCAAGGCCAGGCUCCGCCUCUUCCUGUGCGUGGAGACGGGGCGGAGUCUGAAGGAGGCGGAGCGUAAGCUGGGUCAGCUGCUGAAGGAGCUCCGGAUGAAGGCGGACAUUUUCACAGUGCCGUGGGACGCUCAGGUGGCGCUGCACUGGCAGAGGCAGACCAGCUCUAAAAAACGAAAGAAGAACGGAGGAGAGACCGAGGAAGAGGCGGAGCUUGAAGAGGAGGAGGAAGAGGAGGAGCCAGAGGAGGAGGAGUAUGCAAACGGUUACCACAGCAACACUUCCCGCCUGACGGACGACUACUUACUUGCUGUUAAUAGGCUGAUCAGCGACCAGCCCUGCCCUCCCCCUGCUGUGCGUUUCCUGUAUUUGCCCCGCCCACCUGCUGACACACGCCGGUACUGUGACUAUCUGCAUCAGCUGGAGCUGCUGAGCCGUGACCUUGGGCCCACUUUACUUAUCCACGGGGUCACGCCCGUCAUCACUACUGACCUUUGACCUUCACAAGGGUGGCAAAAACUGUAGCGAACAGAAGGUCUGUUAGAAAAGCUCCACUUCCCUCUCGUUUAUUCUCCGCAUUGUUCCCUCGUUUUUAUUCGUUUCCCUUUCUCUCUCUUUUCCCUUUUUUCUUUUUCCCUUUUAUUUAUUUUUCUCCUUUUUGCUCGUUUAGUUUUUUCCCUUUGUUUCCUUUUUUUUUUUCUUUUUCUUUUGUUCCUUCCUUCAUUUUUCCUGCCUCCCUCCUGAUCCUCUUGAUCCUCUUCCUCACACAGCGAUGGAGAGAUGGUUUGUAAAUAUUAAGAGUCAUGCUCUCUGCUGACACAUAUUUCAGUAUUUUCCAGGAACAGGUCUGGACCUCGGUGUUUCUAUGGAUACAAAUGUCGAAAUAUCGUUCGCCUCGGCGUUACACGACAUCACAUCGGCUAAAAAUCGCAUUUCCUUCUCGGUUAUAAAUCCUCCAUUUUGAGUCACUUCGACUAAAAUGUGUCGGUUAUUAUUAAACGAUGCAAACGGUGAUGCCGCCGUCGACACGCAGACGACACGCAGACGUCACGCGCACGCUCCGCGCACACGGUGCUGAGUGAUCAGGCCAACUGUUCACGUCUCCAGCAAUCAGAGUUCAGGAUCAACACGGAGAGAUUCUGUCCAGCGGCACUGCACAGGGUCAGUCAAAUCCUUUAGCUUCCAGUUUCAAUUCUUAAAGCAUACAGCUAGCUUUGAUUAUUUUUUUUAAAUCUCUUUUUUUUGUAGAAAAUUUAGAAAUGAACAGUGUGCGUUAAACCUGUGAUAAAGCAGCAGUGUUAAUUCAGUGAUGAUCCGAUGAUAGAAACCUAAUAUAACUGUAACUGUUCCCAAUCUACUGUCUACUACUCAUCUCCCUCCUACUUCAUUAUACAGCACCUUCAGUCUUCAUCUAGACUAUCGUUGAUUUGACUUGACUUUAAAAAAUCAAAAAUUAAAUACAAAUUAGAUUUAAAAAUAAACGAAUAAAAAAGCACAAUACGGAAACAAGUGAUUUUUAUUUAUUUAUUUAUUUAUUUAAAUUCUCAAAUUUAAGGACUAGCAAAUUCCAGUUAAAGUAUCAUUAAAGGUUGACUUUCUUUAAAGACACGUGACGUGACCUUUCACACAAACCGGAUCUUUUUGAAUACAGCUGUUGGACAGGAAUGACCAGCGCCACACCAAAUUAAUGCGUCCACAAUCGCGAGUUGUACAUAAUAAUAAUAAUAAUAAUAAUAAUAAUAAUAAUAAUAAUAAUAAUACAAAAAUACCAAAUUUAUUUUGCAAAUAAAUGUUGUAUUUUUAUUUCAAUAUUUUUUUUUCCCUUUAUGACUCAGUUCUUUGACCAACUUGAUUAGAACUGUUCAGAAAUGUUAGUUAAUAUAUUAAUAUUAAUAAUAAUAAUAAUAUUAUUGAUGGGUUCAAGUCGAGAUGCGAUUGUCUGCUGUGUAAAAAAGAGGUUCAGAAGCCGUUCACGUGCUGCUCUUUUCUGAAAUAAUAAACACAAUAAUAUAAACAACAACAAAACAACGUCUCCAAGCAGUGCACAUAGAAUCAAAAGAAUUCCUCGCAGUUAAACAUUUCCUUAAACAUCAUGCUAAGAACAGAAACGGAUGCGAAUGAAUGAAUAAUUCUGAUGGUUGUUAUUAUUAAUGAAUGAAUGAAAGUAAUUACUUUAAUUCAUCCGAAUGAGUUAUUUAUAACUGAGUAAUCUGUUAUUUUAAUAAAAACCUUUUCUUUCACCGUGGCGCUUUUAUUACGCGCGUGUCGGUUCUGUGACUUUUUAAAGACACCGGGACGUUUCCUCUUUCAGACAGAGCACUUAUCAGACACUUCCUGUUGUGGUGGGGUGGUUUUUUUUUUUUUUGGUUUGAAAAUUACAGCCGGCGUUCAGUCGCUCGUGUCGCUUUGCGGCUCUGAAAGUACGAGCUGAAACUCAGAAAUGUUCAUUUUGUGCUCCACAGACUCGGAACAACGCGGCGACACUUCCUACACAUCUCUCCUGUUUAAAGUUUGGCGCAGACUGAGGAGGAUAAAAUAACACAAACUUAUGCAUCUCUCUGUAAUAUUGGAUGAAUGCUGAGUGAUUUUUAUAAAAUCGGAGCAGAACUUGUGAUUAAUCUGUGAAAUGUAAUAACAGCACGAAUCUGGAGGCAUGAACGAGUCUCGACGGCAAUAUUUAAACCAUUCCACGAGUGCGUGGUGGUGCGUCGGAGAUGAAAAGACUUUGGAGAUUUAACGAGUAAUUUCACACACUGAUUUAUCGACUGGGAGUUUAGUCGGAGAACGAAGACGAACAGAACCGCAGACUCGAACACAUGCUGUGUGUUUUUGGGCCAAAUUUAACUCGUGCCUUUAAAAUCAAUUUGAGUAAACACUUUACAUUAAAGUUUACUAACAUUCAUUCACCGGAUUAAUUAAUGAGCAUAAAAGAAACUCCAGCGCGAAUAAACUGCUCCAUUUAACGCAGUAAGAUUACACCUCGGCUCUCCUCCUUUCCUACCUUUAGACGUUCUGAUCCCUUCUUUCUUUCCCUUUUUUGUUUGCUCUUUUCUUUAUUGCUUCCAUUAUUCUUUUUUUUAUUCUUUUUUUCUUCCUUUUUUCCCCAUUUGUGCUCCCUUCCAUUUUCCAGUUUUUCAUUUUUCAUUUCUUCCCUUUUUCUUUCUUUUUCUUUCUUUCUGUCUGUCCAUCUCUUUCUUUUGUCUUUUUGUCUUUUUUUCUUUGUCUCUUUCUUUGUCUUUCCGUCUUCAUUCUGUCUUCCUUCUGUGUCUCGGUCUUUCUUUCUGUCGGUCCAGCUCUUUCUUUCUUUCUGUCGCUUUCUUUUUUUGAAUUUCCGUCUUCCUUCCGUCUCCCUUCUGUCUGUCUGUCUUUCUUUGUCUGUCCAUCUCUUUCUUUGUCUUUCCGUCUUCCUUCUGUCUCCCUUCUGUCUGUCUGUCUGUCUGUCUUUCUUUGUCUGUCCAUCUCUUUCUUUGUCUUUCCGUCUCCCUUCUGUCUGUCUGUCUGUCUGUCUGUCUGUCUGUCUGUCUGUCUGUCUGUCUUUGUCUGUCCAUCUCUUUCUUUGUCUUUCCGUCUUCCUUCCGUCUUCCUUCCGUCUCCCUUCUGUCUGUCUGUCUGUCUGUCUGUCUUUCUUUGUCUGUCCAUCUCUUUCUUUGUCUUUCUGUCUUCCUACCGUCUCCCUUCUGUCUGUCUGUCUGUCUGUCUUUCUUUGUCUGUCCAUCUCUUUCUUUGUCUUUCUGUCUUCCUUCCAUCUCCCUUCUGUCUGUCUGUCUUUCUUUGUCUGUCCAUCUCUUUCUUUGUCUUUCCGUCUUCCUUCCGUCUCCCUUCUGUCUGUCUGUCUGUCUGUCUUUGGUUCAGUGUUGGUGAAGUGCACCUGCGUGAAUGUUUAUUCAGCCCUUGACUAAAAAUAAAUGAGCAUAAAUGAGAUGUUAAUGAUUUGCUGAACUCUGGCCUCCAGGUGUAAAUAUUAAACCUGGUUUUCAGUCUCGGUUCUGAAUUCUAAUGGAGUUCUAAAAGUUGUUCAGUGUGAGAUGAUGUUUUCCUCACCGAGAUGAACGUGAAUUAGUGUAGCUGUUCGUUAUUUAAUAUGAACCCCGUCAUGAAAGUUUUGAGUUAAUAGAUAAAGAUCAGUGACGUGAACUUUAAUGUAAAGUGAUUAAACCUUGUGUACUCAAUGUUUUAUUUUACUUGAGUGAAACCAAAGUGUGUGUGUGUGUGUGUGUGUGUGUGUGUGUGUGUGUGUGUGUGUGUGUGUGUGUGUUUACCUACAAUAAUAAAAUAUUAAUAAUAAGUUUUCUGUAUGUUUACUACUAAAAUAUACUGAAUGUACGACAUGGUGUUAACUGACAUUUGCUUUUAAUCCGGAAGAUGCCCUGAUAUAAUCGGGUUUAUAUUUUCAGGUCUGUUCACAUGUAGAAUUUUCAUUCUGAAUUAAAUUAAAGUGUUUUGUUUACUUU